Torulaspora delbrueckii is the source of this 399-nucleotide messenger RNA. RefSeq names its product Poc4p (gene POC4). The record is from RefSeq and is a predicted model, not a curated record. The transcript has a single exon. Bases 1 to 399 code for a protein of 132 amino acids. NCBI's taxonomy places the organism in Eukaryota, Fungi, Ascomycota, Saccharomycetes, Saccharomycetales, Saccharomycetaceae. Gene Ontology annotation, biological process: proteasome assembly.
AUGAGUACAAGAACAGUGAGCCACACGGUUUCUUCACCCGUUUCAUCACCAAUUGAGUUGAUUGCUACAUUGCCGACGGAUCCUCAAUCCCGCAAAAUCCCAAUCACUGUUAUCCUCGGAUUCAAAACGGUUGAAGAUGAAGAACCGAUGAGUUUGGCCAGUUACCACUAUGCCAUACCGUACCGCGACACAGACCAAGUAGUGAGCACACCACUGCUAGAUACAAACAACGACUGGAUAAGAGAUAUCACUAGACAAGUUGCCACUAUUAUGUGUAAGAAGUUCCACAAACCAUGCUACGUUGGUUGGUCCAACGCCCUUGGACAACAUACAACCCCAGAUCAACUUUUCGUGGUAAAAAAUUGUAUAGAGUUCAUAAACGAUCAACUAAAUAAAUGA